GGGAACUAUUUAUGAUUUUACUUUCUUCAGUUUACUUCUGCAGAUCGUUUAAUUUUGUUGCAGUAUAGUGUAGUUUCUGGAGAAGAAACCCUUUGUUUCCAGUUUUGAAUUUCUUCCUCCCCAACUAUGGUUUGCGAUUCUUCUCCUUCUUCUUUCCAUGAUUCUCAAAUAAAAGAUGUGUUUAUCAGUUUCAGCGGCGAGGACACUAGACGCAUUUUUGUCUGCCACCUGCUAGAGGAACUACGUCGGGUGAAAAUUAAACCCUUUGUAGAUGAGGACAUAGAGAGAGGAGAACAUAUACCAUCUUCGCUUCUGAGAGCAAUUCAAGAAUCGCGUAUUUCAAUCGUCGUAUUCUCAAAACACUAUGCCUCUUCAAGUUGGUGCUUGGAUGAGCUAGAAAAAAUAAUCGACUGCAAGAACGUGAACAAACAGAUUGUUUUACCCGUUUUCUACGACAUAAGGCCCUCAGAUGUAAGGCAUCAGAAAGGCGCUUAUCAAAAGGCAUUUGCUCGUCAUGAAUUGAAGUAUCAAGGAAACGACCUGAAGGUGCGAAAUUGGAGAUCAGCCUUGAAGAAUGCUGCUGACAUAUCUGGCUAUGUUUCAUCCGAUUUCAAUAAUGACUCUGAGCUCAUCAAGAAAAUCGUCAACGAUGUUUCGUUAAGAUUGAAUGAUAACCAUUCUAGUCCUAGUGAAUCAGAAGGCCUUGUUGGAACUGAUCAACAUGAUGUUUCGUUAAGAGUGAAUGAUAUCCAUCCUAGUCCUAGUGAAUCAGAAGGCCUUGUUGGAACUGAUCAACAUGAUGUUUCGUUAAGAUUGAAUGAUAUCCAUCCUAGUCCUAAUGAAUCAGAGGGCAUUGUUGGAAUUGAUCAACAUGAUGUUUCGUUAAGAUUGAAUGAUAUCCAUCCUAGUCCCAGUGAAUCAAAAGGCCUUGUUGGGAUUGAUCAACAUGUUGCACGUAUUAGAUCAUUUUUGGAAAUGGAGUCAAAAGAAGUUCAAAUCCUUGGAAUUUGUGGCAUGAGUGGCAUGGGUAAAACUACCAUUGCCCAAGUUGCAUAUGACGAAUUCUCUUCCCACUAUGAAGGCUGUUGCUUUUUACACAAUGUCAGAGAAGAAUCAGAAAAGCAUGGGCUGAAAUAUUUAAGUAACAAACUUAUUUCUGAACUGCAGGGGGAAAAAUCCAUUCCUGUUCAAGAAAAACCUAUCAGUGAAAGAAAAGUUUUUGUGGUGCUUGAUGAUGUGGGUACUCUAGAACAAUUAAAGCAUCUGGUUACAGAGGGAAUUUGCUGGGGAUCUGGUAGUAGAGUUAUUGUAACAAGCAAAGACAAGCAAGCGCUAGAUACUAGAGGAGGACUGCCUCAUAAAAUGCAUGAGGUCAAGGAAUUGGACUCUGAAGAAUCCCUCAAGCUUUUCAGCUUAAAUGCCUUCAAAAAGAGCCAUCCUGAAAGGGAAUAUGAAGGACUUUCAAAAAGACUAGUUGCUUAUGCCAAGGGCCUUCCUCUAGUUUUAAAAGUUUUGGGUUUGCAUCUUUGUUCUAAAGAUAUGGAAGCAUGGGAAAAUACAUUGAGAAAACUUGAGAAGCAUCCCUCUCCUCCAAUUCGAGAUGUGUUGAGAAUAAGUUAUGAUGGAUUGGAUGGCGGACGAAGGCAGAUAUUUCUUGACAUCACUUACUUUUUUGAACGAAAACGUGAAGAUCAAGUCAUGAGCCUACAUUAUGCCAAUGGCAUUUUUGGUGAUUGUGGAAUAAAAGGACUUCUAAAUAAAGGUCUCAUAUCCGUUUCAAAUGACAAUAUGAUACGAAUGCCUGACAUGAUUCAAGAAAUGGGUUGGGAAAUAGUUUGCAAAGAAUGGAACAAAAAUACUGAACAAAGAUGGCACUGGCAGAAACUUGUGCUACAGUACGAUCUGGUGCGCAGUAUAGACCCUGCAGUCUUGUUUGGAACGGAAUAUAGGCCGGUGGUCACGGAGGAUUGAUAGGAAUGGUGUUUGAGUAUCAGCUAUUGAUGUUUGGUGGGGUGGUACUGAAGGGUGGCCAAAGGUAGGUGAUAAGUAGUGUAUCAGCUAUAGACCCUGCAGUUUUGAAAAUUUUUCAAAUCUGAUUUCAUGCUUUCUAAAUAAAGCUCUUAUAUUCGUUUCAAACGACAAUAUAAUGCAAAUGCCUCACUUGAUUUGAGAAACGGGUUGGGAAAUUAUUUGCCAAGAAUGGAACAAAUUCUGGAUGGACCUUGUGGGACGGUAUGAGCUGGCGUGCCCACCAAUGUCGUUUGGAACAGGAUACCAGGACCUCUGAAAUCUUUGAAAGCUGAUCAUACCAUUAAAGCUCUCAGGAAUAGCAGAUUUCUGUCCAUGCAGUCUCUAUUCCUACUGAUUAUGACGCUACUGACCAUUACCUUCAUUGGGAGAUGUAGAUGGUCUCUAUCCGGUGAAACAAUGCAAUUGCUAUCGUUCCAAACCCAAAAAGGAAAAAAAAAAAAAUUGUCAGCUGCACUCCUAAGCUUCAAAAGAAGCAUGUAACAAGGUCUGCAGUGCUGGUGCAUCCAGAAAAAAUAGCCUCCAAAACAGUCCAAUGUUUAUUUAAGUUUCUUUUAUGGAGCAAAAGAUAUGUGAUUUGUGAGUAUGGUAUUGUGUGAGAGCUGAAUUAUAUAUAUGUACUGCAAAACUUCUAGUUUAUUAUUGAGAUUGUUGGUAGUUUUUUUUUUUUUUUUUAAAACUUCACUGUAAUUCUCCUUUUUGCCCCCUUUCUUUUUCAGAGGGAGCUCAUGGAAUAGCUGAGGAGAGAGAGAGAGAGACGCAUUGAGGAAGAGAUCUAUUUCAUUGUUUCAGUUUCUCUUUUCUUUGCUUUUGAAUUCCAUUAUGAUUUUUGAUUUUGAGUUUAUUGUUGCUGGACUGAGAUUGGUUAAAGUCAUGUGUAACUAAUUUUCCUUUUCAACCUAGAGGAACUAUAAACAUGUUGAUUGAUUAAGUUUUAUUUUCA
Messenger RNA from Neltuma alba, 2971 nucleotides. Its product is annotated as TMV resistance protein N-like. The coding region runs from base 127 to 1971 and encodes 614 amino acids. Gene Ontology annotation, molecular function: ADP binding. The transcript is spliced from 3 exons. Lineage: Eukaryota; Viridiplantae; Streptophyta; Magnoliopsida; Fabales; Fabaceae. Gene Ontology annotation, biological process: defense response; signal transduction. The record is from RefSeq and is a predicted model, not a curated record.